AUGAACACGGUUACCGUACGCAGGUUCGGUCUCGCCCUCAUCACCACCCCACUCCGACUUGCUAGUCGAAAAGACGCCGUAUCUGUUCGGCUCCGAAUCUAUUUCAUCUUAAAGCCGUACCAUUUGCCUUUUGGUGUACAAACUCUUCAUCGCUUUUGGCUUCCAAAUAUUUCAACUCAUGCCGCCUUUGAAGUCUUGAGAGAGCGCGGUUCUUUGGAGGUGGUCAUACUGGUAGUGCACUUCUCAAAAGCGGCGAGCGUUCGUACGGGCUCUAGACCCAUUCUAAUGAUUUUCAUACACCAUGUCGUGGAGCACUCACUUGGGGAUGGCGCCAAUUUCACACCAUUUCAGGACAAACCCUUGCAUCCACUCGACUUCCACAGAUUUCAGGAACAGUUUGAGAAUAUCAAAAAUUCUCGCAUAAAUUUCCAGGAGUCGCGUUCAGAAGCAGUGCCUCUGGGUGAAGGGGAGGAGUAA
Messenger RNA from Lindgomyces ingoldianus, 477 nucleotides. RefSeq lists its product as uncharacterized. Lineage: Eukaryota; Fungi; Ascomycota; Dothideomycetes; Pleosporales; Lindgomycetaceae. The record is from RefSeq and is a predicted model, not a curated record. The transcript has 4 exons. Bases 1 to 477 code for a protein of 158 amino acids.